UAUAUCUUACAAACAUAUUAGGUACUACAUGUUCUGAUUUUGUGAUAUGUAUUUAUCAAAUUCUGAGUACAUAGUAGUUAUUUUGAACUGCAAGAUUGUUUGUUUACCAUAUAGCGACCCCCAUAGAAUGAAUGGUAUAAACCAAUUUUCCGGAAAUUCGUUGGACAUACAUAGUGUGAAACUAAGUAGACAUUUUGGUUUUUUGCGCGACUUUGACUGAAGGGCCGCCAAUUUAGAUUCCAAAAUGGCGUUUCAAUGGUCACAGUUUCCCAACGUAGUGGUUGCUAAGAGGCGUGGACAGAGAUACCUUUGAGGAGAUGGAAAACGUCAUUGGAAUCGUAUAACGUUCAUUGUGUACGUUGCCCAUGUUUCGACUAUGGGCCGCGCGGUGCAUUCCUGGGAUUCUGGGACAAACAGUGAAUGGGAGUCGACUGGGCGCUAGCUCAAAAACAACAUUAGCAUGAAUUUAGUGAACAAUAAGUAUUUUCCGAUAUGUGAGGAUUAAACUUGUUCUCUGAAAUAUCGUAAAGCUUUGGAAUCGUGACAUUACGUACUUUUCAGGAACAUAGGCAGGUUUCUCAAAUCACCCUGAUUUUGUGAAGGGAUUAUGAGAAGAUUAGUUUGCAACCACGUGAUGCCGCAUUACAAGUGAACGCGGUCGUUUGACAGUCUGCUGUUGGGGCGUUAUGCCGCGUUCAAGACAACUGGGAACUCUAUAUCCGACUGAUUUAAACGCUUUCAAAGCAACUGGGAACACGAGGGAAAAAUCAAGCUUAGACUGGGAAAAUUGAUCUGAACAGCCAUCGAACUCGGAAUUCCAACUCUGACUUUCCGACCUUAAGAUUACUGACUUCAUGAUUGGAGGUGGCAGGUAGCCUUGUGGUUAGAGCCUUUGGACCAGUAACCGAAAGGUUGCUAGAUCGAAUCCCCGAGCUGACAAUGAAAAAAUCUGUCAUUCUGCCCCUGUACAGGGCAGUUAACCCACUGUUCCUAGGCCGUUGUAAAUAAGAAUUUGUUCUUAGCUGACUUGCCUAUUUAAAUCAACAAACAAUUCGAUCGCGUAUUUUUCUGAGUUCCCAUGUGUCUUGAAGGCUGCAUUAUACCACAGAACAAUGAGACAGAUAUUAAACCGGGUGUAUAAAAUUCUCUAACGAAAAUAUGCAAAUAUAUGCUACCUCCUCGCUUGUUCUUCCCGCCAUGAUUCAUUUUCUCCCAUUGGAAACGACAGGCUCUGGUCUAUCUUGGGUUAGUGAUACGUUCCUACAUUCAUUGCCCAACAUGAUUCCUAUCUCCUCCUUUCUCUAAUAUCUCUGGGGUGGAUCGCUGUUACCGUAUAAAUAAAACGGAUAGACAGGUCUGCUUGCAAAAGAGGGUCCUUCCCGACUCAACUCUGGGUGGGGUGACGAUUCUAUUAAUUUAUAUUCUGUAUCAAAGAAGCACAACAAGGUCUGUGAGGAUGAUGUGAUGGGACAACCGACUGGCAGGUGAAAACCGUAAAUGUACGGGCUGAUUUAACUACAGCUAAUUUAUAAACAUAUAACAGGGAAGAUACUUUUUAGGUAUAUUAGUGGUUUGCCGAAGGCUACUUGUAUGUAUUUGUUUUAACCAGCUAAUCUAACGUAAUGGCGACCGAGUGCACCCAAGAAGCGGUCGUACAAUUUCUGACUGAGCGAGGAGGGAGAGUGAAAAAACAGGAAUUCAUUGACUAUUUCAAAGCUGUUUUCCCGGAAGACCCUGACCAGAAAGCAAUUGUUCGGGAGAAAUUCAAGGGAUACGUGGACAACGUCGCAUUUGUAAAGUUGGAGAAUGGAGUGAAAUGUGUGUGUUUAAAAAACAAGUAUCGAGUGGAAAAAGACAGCGAAACAGGCACCUUUUUGGAACAAGAUAGCAGCACCCCUGUCCUAUCAAAAUCAUAUAAGAACUUGAUAGACGAUUGUACACCACAACUGCAUCUGUCAGCAUCUUCUGCUGGGGGUGUGCGCUCUUGUGAAACCACUGCAAACGAGGAGGCACAACAAGAAAUUUCACCUGGCUCGGGUUACGGAACUGACAAUGCCGCAGGAGUGAGACCGCCUGACAUUUCAGGAAUUAUAUUGGAAGGUAACAUUAUAGAAAGAGCUGCGUCAACAAGGUCUGUAGUUCAGAACAAUAGUUUACCAGACAUUAUGGGAAAUGCGUUAGGCCUUGGUGGCAAUGGAGAGCAGAAAUUGACCAAGGAGGACCUUCAGACAUUGCAACCGCAUGACAUACCGCAAAUUGCAGUGAUUGAGACGUCACCUUUACCUACAGCCGCGGAUGGCUCUAUGUUCCACUUACCCGGACGUCAAUUCCCAACUAAUGCACAGGACAGCCUGCUGUCCAGUCACCCUUCAUCAGAGGACGGGGCAGACGAAGGCCAUAAUUAUGAUUCGCUACUGAGCAAAUCGGGGAGUGACAGCAACACACCUAAAAGUAGCCAUAACAACUUUAUUGAGCUCAUGAUGAACAGCUCCCCCCAGGUGCGACGCAGCAUGGUGUUGAGGAACUCCGUCUACCUGUCUACAAAGUACAGGGACUGUGCCCGGAGCGACAGUGACUCUGUCUCUGUGGUUUCUUCUACUACAGACGAAGACAGAGCUUCAGUCACUCUGGACCCGUUGGAACACGAAUGGAUGAUGUGUGCAUCCGACGGCCAAUGGGAGAGUCUCCACCGCCUCCUUUCCUGUGAACCGAACCUUGCCAUGAAGAAAGAUUUUGUGACUGGGUUCACCUGCCUGCACUGGGCUGCCAAGCAAGGCAAACAAGAACUGCUGGCACUUAUCGUGAACUUUGCCAAAAAACACACAGUACCCAUCAACAUCAAUGCCCGGUCAAGUGCCGGCUACACACCACUACAUCUAGCAGCAAUGCACAACCAUGUUGAAGUGGUGAAGUUACUGGUAGGAGCCUAUGACGCAGACGUAGAGGCCAGAGAUUAUAAUGGGAAAAGGGCGUGUCAGUAUCUUACGAACAGUGUGGCCGUUGAUAUCCGUGACAUCAUCGGGGCGGGUGGUGGUGCCGACUCGGACUCAGAGAACACAGACGAUGGGGGGCAUUGGCGGUUGUCUAAAGUUCUCCAGUCUAAUCUGAUGCCCCUCAAACUGCACAAUCACAGUGAGGAGGACACAGGUGAUGGAGCAGGGCAGGCCAGACAGAAACCCUUGCGAAGGAAAUCAUCCCUUAGCAAGAUGAGACCCAAACUUCAGAAGAUCCGCUUCAGAUCUUCGCAGAUAGUUCACAGCACUUCGUUCCCAGCACACUGUGAGACAGAGGAGCUUAACGGGUCCAGGAAAAGCUCAUUUAAAUCCAGACCCAUGUCAAAUCUGUUUGGCUGAAGAAUAGCCUCUAAGUACACCCGACAAAGAGCAAAUCAACUACUACAGUGCAGAAUGACUGACACAAUGCGGUAUAGUCUGAUGUUACAAGUGUUUGUUUUUUGUGGCAUAGGCCAAGUCUGUUGUUACACAUACUUAAGGGUUUUUACCCCAGGCAUUAUAUGAAUAUGCUGAACUAACAGAGUAUGGUAUUACAUGAUCUAUUGAGUAACUGGCCAGAUUGCUACCCCUGGUUAAGGCUAAAUAUUUCUGUCUUAAUCCUAUUAUCAUGCCGAAGUAGCCAAGGAGGUUUUACAGUUUGUCUGCUUUAACCCUUAACGUACAUGUAAAGCUGGCUGCAACCAACUGGGCAAAGAUGUCAGUUCAACGUCUAGUUUUGAUUUACAUUUAGUUUUUAACUCUUGCGAAUUCAAUGUGAAAUCAACAAAAAAUGUCAUUGGAUUUGGGUUAGAAUUUGGGUGAUUUAAAAAAAUAUUUAUUUUUAAAUAUGAAAUUAUCUUCCAUUGAAGAUCAGAACCAAAAAUACUUUUUUUUUUCAUAUCCAAUCAGUUUCCCAUGUUGAUUUGACGUUUUCAUAUGACAUUUUUUGGAGUUGAAAUGGCAUGGAAACAAGGUUGACUCAACCUGUUUUUGCCAAGUGGGAAGUGUUGAAACUUCCAAGUAAUUUGACCACAUGGUAGAAACAAUGUAAUUGAUUUCACAAUGCUUGGGAGCAAGUCUAUCUUAUUACUGUCAGACUGUUAGUGAUGCUAUGAAUUUAUUCUCCCUUUCCAUUUAAGUUGCUUUAAGCUCUUUGAAACCGUUAUUGAUCCUGCGGUGGAUGCCAUUCAGUCCAGCUGAAAGACUUGAGAUGGGAAUUUACUUCCUCUUUGUUUUCAAGUGGAGGAUUGGAGGCCAAUGAAAAGGCCUCUGGUCCUUUAAGUCUGUAAUCGGGAUCAGUAGAGGAGCCUUCUGUGUCACAAGGUACGCUUUUUGUUGAGCGUAUGGUAGGCCUGCUUGUGUGUAGUGCUAUGAUGAAAGAUCAGGUUUCAUAACUAUUCACAGUCCACCUUGAAUUACGCUAUGCAGUUACACUCACUUUAUGACCCUCUGAUCAUAGCUCCUUAUUUUGAGUUGUCUAAGGCUGCAGUUGUCUGGUGUUAAGUUGUAUGCUACCCUCUGAUCUGUUAUGCACCAGUGGUUUUCUAUCAACAAGCUCCAGCUUGCUGACCCAGGAGAGCCUCUACACACAAUAAUAAGAAUGUGAAAACAUGUUUUUAGAAAUGUUUGCAAAUAUAUUGAACAUUUAAAUGCAUAAAUAUCUCAAUGACAAAAGUAUUCACACCCCUGGGUCAAUACUUUGUAGAAGAAACGUUGGAUGCGUUUACAGCUGUGAGUCUUUCUGGAGAGCUUUCCAACUUGUGCCCAUUUAUUAUUUUCUAAAUUAUUCAAGCUCUGUUCAAAUUGGUUGUUGAUCAUUGCUAGACAACCAUUUUCAGGUCUUGCCAUAGUUUUUCAAGUAGAUUUAAGUCAACACUGUAACUCGGCCACU
Oncorhynchus gorbuscha (pink salmon) is the source of this 4884-nucleotide messenger RNA. Its product is annotated as ankyrin repeat domain-containing protein SOWAHC-like. Gene Ontology annotation, molecular function: protein binding. The record is from RefSeq and is a predicted model, not a curated record. NCBI's taxonomy places the organism in Eukaryota, Metazoa, Chordata, Actinopteri, Salmoniformes, Salmonidae. Bases 1623 to 3353 code for a protein of 576 amino acids. The transcript has a single exon.